GGAGUGGCCAAGUGCGGCUGAUCCUUGUCUAUCCACACCUGACCGAAACACGCAUUGCAAAAAAAAAUUGUGGGAUGAAAUGAAAUCGAGUGAAUUCAAAAGUCGACGGGGCUGCUCUGCUAAUUGUUGCGGCCAAAGAUCUUGCGGCCGCCGACCCGGAGCACGCGGCGCCGGCAUGGAACGUGGAGUCGGCAACAAGCCCGGGGAUCGCGCCGCAAGAGGAGAACGAGGGGAGACGGGGACGCGCACGCUGCAGCCCACGGGCACGCGCGCGGCUGCUCGGCACGUGACGGCGGCGGUCACAAUGUAGCUACUCCCGGGGAAACUGUAGCACAUCCACAGUGAGAAGUCGGCUCUGCUCUGCUCGCCUCGGGUCGGGUGGUGCCUGUGCGGGUGGGCACACAUCUUCGAGCGAUGUUUUUUUUAAAUAAAAGCUCCACACUCCUCCCCGUGUUGAAUCAGCGCACUUAAAUGCAGAAGCGCACUGUGUGCAUUAACGCCAAAGCCAAUGAAUUGUACAUGAGGAAAGCAGCUUCUGAAUGCUACACAUGGAACCAGCUGCUCUUUGUGAUUUUGUACCAUGGCGCUAGAGGGGCAGGUAGCUGCAAUUUAAAAAAAUCUGCAACUCUAGGUAUAUUAUCAAUGGGCCGAUGAUUGGAUAACAGACACACUUGGUCUUGCGUCCUUUCAAACCUUGCAACAAAAAGAGAUGCUAAAAACCCCAGGAGAUGGAGGACGAGGAUUGUGAAACUGUGGAAUGCAAAAGAAGUCCAGUUAAUAGCUGAGGCUAACGACAUCGCUUCUGGAGGAACGGGCUAUUUCAGCCGUCAUGUAACUGCCACUAUUAGUACUUGAUUUGAUGAUCUAGCGGGAUCUUCAUACCGAUCAGUCAGUGGUUUAUUUAUGGGAGAAUCAUGGUUUAUGCUCCACUUUUGACUGCACCUGUGGGAACCUCAAAUAACACAAUUAUCACUUAUGAACAUGCCUAUUUCAACUCUACAGCACAUCGUGUAAUUCACAGUGAGAUGGAAGUUUCUGUUACUGAAGGAUCAGCCACUUACAAAGCUUCAGAAGGGAACUCUGAAAAUAGCACUACAGUCCCCUCUCAAUCAGCCCAUGGAGGUAUAAGCCUUCCUCUGCAAGUCCUCCUUUCUGCAGUUAUGGUGGUGAUAGCAUUAAUUUCUUUCUUGGGGAACUUUAUAGUCUGUCUCAUGGUGUAUCAGAAGGCAGCUAUGCGAUCAGCCAUCAAUAUCCUUUUGGCAAGCUUAGCCUUUGCAGACAUGAUGCUUGCAAUAAUAAAUAUGCCGUUUGCUCUGAUCACCAUCAAUACCACUUACUGGAUCUUUGGAGAUAUCUUUUGCAGGGUGUCUGCCAUGUUUUUCUGGCUUUUUGUGAUUGAGGGUGUAGUUAUUUUGCUUAUAAUUAGUAUCGAUCGAUUUCUCAUUAUUGUUCAACGCCAAGACAAACUGAACCCUUAUCGUGCUAAGCUGCUUAUUGCCAUCUCUUGGGGAAUGGCAUUUUGUAUGGCUUUCCCCCUCGCAGUUCGCAGUCCAGAUCUGCCUGUGCCGUCUCGAGCUCCACAGUGCGUUUUUGGGUAUUCCACGGACCCUGGCUAUCGGGUAUAUGUUCUGUUGAUAAUAAUCAUAUUUUUUUUUAUCCCAUUCAUGUUGAUGCUAUACUCUUUUAUGGGUAUCCUCAACACAGUUCGGCACAAUGCAAUUCGGAUCCAUAGUAAUUCGGAUGGCAUUUGUUUAGGCCAAGCAAGUAAGCUUGGGCUUAUAAGCCUGCAGAAACCGUGCCAGCUAAGCAUUGACAUGAGCUUCAAAACUCGUGCCUUCACCACCAUCCUGAUCCUCUUUGUUGUCUUCACUUUUUGCUCUGCACCAUUCACCACAUACAGCCUUGUUUCUACUUUCAAUAAAAGCUUUUACCAUAAAGUUAACUUCUUUGAAAUAAGCACAUGGUUUCUUUGGUUAAGCUACCUCAAAUCUGCACUCAACCCAUUAAUCUACUACUGGAGAAUUAAGAAAUUCCGAGAUGCUUGCUUGGAGCUGAUGCCAAAAACCUUCAAGUUCUUGCCUCAGCUGCCUGGACGCACGAGAAGACGUGUUCGUCCAAGUGCCAUUUAUGUUUGUGGUGAACAUCGAUCUGUUGUUUGAUACACACUUUUUUUUUAAGUAAAAAAAAAAGGCACUGCCAGCAUAAUAUUGGCCAAUUGUUUUGUGUGGAAUAUAUUUUCCCUAAAAUCUCAUUCUUUACCCAUACAGCCCUAUUAUACAUUUUUGAUUGCUCUGAUGUUCUUUAAACAAUAUCAAUGUUUCUGCAAUGUAAAUUUGCAAAAUAUUGGGUGUGCAAUUUGUAUAUUUUUGGAUACUCUUCCAAUGUCAAACAGGCUGUGCUUCAAAGCUUGUGAAUUGUCGUCUACUGGUUUGGUGCUGCUGAAGUGUUGAAAAUGUGCAAUGCUGUGUUUUGUGUUCUGACCACUAAAUGAAAUUGACCUUUUAUUAAUAAUAGGUAUUAAGCACAAUUGUCCUCUCAGGCAAUCCAUAAGAAACGGUGAGCACUGUAUGCCAAUUGCCUUGUUAAUUUUGUGGGUUGAUGGAUGGGGCUUGGAGAACUAUUGGGAUAGUUUUUAGUUUACUGCUGUACAAUACAGAAUUGAUAUUUUCAUGCUUUUUUCCAUUGUAACUCAUUAGUUUGUUUUAACUUUGUUUAAACAGGUUGUCUUACAGAGUUUGAAUGAGUAAUAUGAAUACAUGAUGCAUGCAGGAUACAAGAGUGGUAUACUCAGGGAAUAAUGAAUUUAUUACUAUGAAUUAGUUGGUGCUUGAUUCUGAUGUGGGUUAACUUUGCUUAAAUAUAUUGUAAAUCUGUAAAUUUCUGUAGUGACCAAUAAAAAUUCUCAUGAAUAGAAUCACUUUAAUGCUAAAAAAUCAAUUUAGAAUGUGUUUAUAUACCUAGAUCAGGAGUUAAAGAUGUAAAUAUAGUAUUGAACAGAUUUUAAUUUAGCUGUUGAUUUACCAGUUGGUGCUCAAAGAGCCAUGGUUUUAACUAAUUAUUUGAUGUAUUUCAGAAACUCAGAUCACUCUGGUCAGCAGAAAAUUAUAGUCUUUAGAUUCAAGGUGAAGGCAGAACUUUAGAUAUUUUAUCUGUACAUCUGAAUCGCUGAAUGCAAUUAAAUUAUUUUGAUAUGUUUUAGUAUUAUGAAUUGCAUUUCUGUAAACGCGGUUGUUUAUUUUUACAAUUAUUUAUGUAAUUUUGUGCCUGUGUUAUGCCUUUGUUUUAUGCAUAAAAUUUCAACCUGAUUUCUGAAAGGUCUGUACAUGGGUCUCUAAGUAUUGAUUAGUUGCCCUUGCAUAAAGCAGACAUGUUACUA
Messenger RNA from Amblyraja radiata (thorny skate), 3376 nucleotides. It is a transcript of the gene gpr63, whose product is annotated as G protein-coupled receptor 63. Gene Ontology annotation, cellular component: membrane. NCBI's taxonomy places the organism in Eukaryota, Metazoa, Chordata, Chondrichthyes, Rajiformes, Rajidae. Bases 915 to 2159 code for a protein of 414 amino acids. The record is from RefSeq and is a predicted model, not a curated record. Gene Ontology annotation, molecular function: G protein-coupled receptor activity. The transcript has 4 exons. Gene Ontology annotation, biological process: G protein-coupled receptor signaling pathway.